AUGUCAAUCAGACCCUUGAAGAGAUCGGAUACGACGCUGAGCGAUGAUACUGAGCUUACGAACGUCACGUAUAACGACAAGUACGUUAUAGUGUAUGACUUUGGUAAUAUCGAUGACGACGUCGCCAUCGCAGAAUGCAGGACGCUAUUGCAUGACCUAGAGUCUGCAGGCCUCAAUACUGAGGUACGCCCUGGGUAUGAUCAAACAUUGUUGGUGUUUGUCCAAGCGCCCAGAGAUCUGCUUGGCAACACAGUCUACAAGUCGCGAGUCAAAGAUUGGCUGUAUGGCAUCACUAAAGACCAUCCUGGCGGGACCGCUAAGACCGUUGUCACAGCAGAGUUCGAAGCCGAAGAUCUGCUUUCCAUGUAUCACCUUGUCAACUGGCGCAAAGAGCUUGGAGGCGCAGGUAUUACACCAGAGUUUCCACCAUGGGAAAACGUGACCGCAAUCUUCCCGUUACACAACUCAGGUGCAAACCGCGCGUUGUUGGCCCAUCUGAGCACUCGUGUGUUCUUAGAACCAGCCGACCUGGAUCGUAUACGUGAUCUAUGGGGUGCCAAAGUUGCCUUCUACUUUGCCUUCAUCCAGACUUACUUUCGAUCUUUGGCAUUCCCUUGCGCUGCUGGUGUAUUUGCCUGGGCAUUCUUGCCGAAAUACUCUCUGGUGUUCGCACUACUAAUCGGAGUCUGGUGCACUGUGUUCUUGGAGUAUUGGAAGAUCAAACAGACCGAUCUCGCAAUCCGAUGGAAGGUACGAGGCGUGGGCGACCUCAAAGUCAACCGUCCGCAGUUUCGCUAUGAGCAAGAGAUCAUCGACUCAGCUGGAAGAGUUCGGCAUGUAUUCCCAAGAUGGAAGAGGAUUGUGCGUCAAUUGGUCGUCAUACCAUUCGUUCUUGUCAGCACUCUGUUACUCGGGAUUCUAAUCGCAUUCGUCUUUACCAUCGAGACAUUCAUUGGAGAAGCUUAUGAAGGGCCUUACAAGUUCUAUCUGGAAUACCUGCCUACGGUGCUUCUUGCAGUUUUCUUGCCAUACGCGACGAACUUUCUGGAAGACAUCGCUACUGCGCUGACGGAAUACGAGAACCAUCGAACAGCUGAUCAUUACGAGAUGUCGCUCACUCAAAAGAUCUUUGUGCUCAACUCAAUCACCAACUAUCUACCAAUCCUUCUUACAGCAUUCAUAUACGUACCCUUCGGUGGACAAAUUAUACCGUUGCUGGAACGCGUUAUCGAUGCCACACUAGGCGCGCAGACUAGAGCCAAGAUGGUGUUCAAGGCCGACCCUGACCGGCUGCGUAACGAAGUCAUCGCGCUCACCGUAACAGGGCAGGUCUCGAGCGCAAUCGAAGAGCUUGCGCUACCUUGGCUGAAGACUCAGGUCAAACAAUGGUGGCGUGACCGACAAGCUAGCCGAGCAAAGAAUCGCAGCAGCGACCCUUAUGAGAGUCCAACUGCAGAAGAUCCAGCGGAAUCUCGCUUUCUACGGCGCACGAGACGGCAAGCUUUGAGACCAUCAUACAACGUCCAAGAGGAUAUUGCAGAGAUGGUCAUUCAGUUUGGCUACCUUGCGCUCUUCAGUCCUGUGUGGCCUCUCGUGCCGAUCGGCUUCUUCAUCAACAACUGGAUCGAGCUGCGGUCGGACUUCCUGAAGAUCUGUGUCGAGCAUCAGCGUCCUCACUCAACACGUAGUGACGGAAUCGGGCCGUGGGUGGCCAGUCUAGAGUCAUUGACAUGGUUGGGGAGUAUAUCCAGUGCGGCCAUUGUACACAUGUUCGGUUCCCAGCAAUUCCUUGGCAAAUAUCUUGGCUUGAGCAUGUGGGCCAGCUUACCGGUGACGAUCCUCAUUUCCGAACACAUCUUCAUGGGCUUCAGAGCUGCUGUGCGAUUUGCCCUAGCCAGGAUCGGUUCGGAGCAGACUCGGAAAGAGCGCGCAGAGCGAUACGCGAGGAGAAAGAAGCAUCUGGACGAGCUAGAGGCAACUGCAGAGAAGAAGUCCCAUCUUGACGUGACGGAGCGGGAGAGACGUAAAAGCGUUCGAAUCAAUGCAGCCGACAUAUUCUGGACGAAACAAGCUGAAGUAGGAGCCAGCGCGGAUGCCGGCGUAAGUAUCAUCAAAGCAUUGAAGGGUGCACAGAAGGAGAGCAUCGUGACUGGUCGAGAGAACAAGAUUGAUUGA
This is a messenger RNA of Alternaria ethzedia, 2175 nucleotides long. RefSeq lists its product as uncharacterized. The coding region runs from base 1 to 2175 and encodes 724 amino acids. Gene Ontology annotation, biological process: chloride transmembrane transport. The transcript has 4 exons. The record is from RefSeq and is a predicted model, not a curated record. Gene Ontology annotation, molecular function: chloride channel activity. NCBI's taxonomy places the organism in Eukaryota, Fungi, Ascomycota, Dothideomycetes, Pleosporales, Pleosporaceae. Gene Ontology annotation, cellular component: cortical endoplasmic reticulum.